ACCAGUUGCAUAUCUCCGGCGCCAUGUUCAGAAAUUCUACGAACUGAUUUUGGAUUAGAGCCUUUUGUCCCUGAACUGGUCAUUUUAAUCCCACUUUGUGUAAUGGAUUCUUCAGAAAACCCAUUUGCUUCACUUGUAAAGAAUUCCUCAGUUGGUUUGGGAUCGGCUAUUUUCGGAGCUUGUGAGACGGAAAUCACUAAAAUCCUGGAGAGCAUACUGCUGAUUACUCAUGACAAAGAUGUUGCACUUGGGGAAUCAGGAAGGCCCAGCCAUCUACUGUAUAUGCAGAUACCCUCAGGUGGAACUGUACAAAUUCCUGUGGCUACUUUGGAUGAACUUAUUUUUGACCGGACGCAAAUCAGACAGUUUGACGACUAUGAUAUCAUUAGUCUUACCUCAGGGACACCCACAGAUCUAAAUGAUGUUCUGGAUCCAAACCCAAUACAUUAUUUGGUGUCUUCAUUUCAUCGCGCCUAUUCCUUAAAAUGCCCUGCAGCACUUUCACAGAUUGUCAAGGAUUGUCGAGACAGUAUCAUUAGACAAAUCGUACUUUUGCUGCUCGUGGAUGCUGAGUCCGAUAAUCCGGAAAGUAGUGUCACACUAUUUGAUAUUAUUUAUAAAGCCCUAUGUACAGAUGACUGUGAUCAGAUUUCAUGUAUUCAAACAAUGUUUGACGAAGUUCUUAACCACUUGGAGUCAGAGGCUCUGUCAGAUGUAAGUACAGUUGAAUCGUGUCCUGCUUCUGCGUUGAACAGUUUACGACCACUGGUGAAUCGUCUGCUAACCCAGUUCAUAGAUAUCUAUUAUCCAAACUCACGACCACCUAAUAUGGCAGUUGGCUUGGGAAAUAAUCGAUCGGUUAGUGUCAAAGAGCGUGCUUUAUUCUUUCCCCAACGUCAACCUCUUAUGGUCAUGGCGACCUGGUUAUCUCGAUACUCAAUCACUGCUCAGCUCCUUAUUGAGGCAUCAUUUCCUCGAAAUUUUUCUAAUGGUUCAUUCAAUCCGGAUGAAUUCGAAAGUGGACUACUGGGUCGACUACUAGUUCCUAGUCACUUGCAUUCACCUCAAGCAGCAGAGUCUUUAUUUUUAUCUGAUCGACCUCCUAUUGGUGAAUUUUUCAACGAAGAAGUGCCUUUAAAACCUGUUGUGGAAUCUGAACAGCGUACAAUUUGGCAAUUGACUGAACAAAUGGACGCGGAGUUGAACACUUUAUUCACCAAUUUACUCAGGGUUGGUAAACGUCGUCCGUAUAUAAAACGAUUAUUGUUCAAAUGGUUUGGAGCAUGUAUACAUGCUAACAGAGCUCGAAGUCAACUAGCCCAGUCAAUGAUGCAUCAUGACUUAAUGAAUCGAUCAAAUACACCAAAUUUAGCUGGUGAUGGAUUUCUUAGCAAUUUGACAGCAGUUUUAGUUCGACUCACAGGACCGUUAGUUACCCUACCGGAUAGACCACCGUUGGAUAAAAUUUGGCCAAAAUAUGCCAAAGAUUCAUGUUCUGAACGAGUAGUUUUACCAGAACUUCGUGGAGAAACACGUCUUGCGCCUAAUUCAUCGCAUACUCCUGAGAAAUUAGAAAAUACCUCAUUAACAGCUGAAGAUGACUAUCCUUUAUUAACUGAAUUAUUUUUCCUUGCUCAUGCUGCUAUACGCAUUGGUUGGACUCCAUUAAUUGCUAGACACUUUGAAACUGGUCAACAAUUACAUCGUCUAGAGGAUCAGCUACAACCGCAUGAAUCUGAUGGUCCGAAUAGUUCGAAUGAUUCUCAAGUAUUCUUUCUACGUCGUUUUAUGCGUGAGCGUACUACACGAUACUUAGAACAGUCGACUAGUUUGUCGUGUGUAUCUCGAUUGAAAGAUCAAUUAUCAUUUGAUAUAACUACUUGUCGUUUCCUUGUGAAAUUAGCACAGAAUAUGUUAAAUCAUCCUAAUAAUAUGCACACGAUGUUAUCAUCAACUACCUCAGCGUCAUCAUCAUCAUCGUCUUCUUCUUCUUCUCCUACUGCUGUAUAUCAUGGAUGUCUUUCUGAUUUACCAGAGUAUUUAGUUGACAAUAUAGUUGAACUUAUCAGUUAUUUAAGACGUGCAAAAGAUGAAUUUCUUGAAUCUAUUGAAGUAGCAUCAAUCCCGUUGGAACCACUUUUAGAAUUCAGUGUACUAUUUAUGAAUUACACAGGAUUAUUAACUAAUCCACACUUAAGAGCACGAUUGGCUGAAGUUCUUGAAUCUUUAAUACCACAACGUGAUGAUGAAGCGUGGAAUACAAAUUCUAGUUCAGGAUUAUUAGGAUCAUUCAGUUUAUCCUUCCACAGACGUGAACAACUCAUGAAUCGUGAUCCAGAGGUGAUUGAUGAUCCCAUUCUAGGCAAUACUGUUCGAGCAUUGUUAACAGCCUUUGUAUCUAUUGAAUUAUCACCUGGCACUGGAGUAGUCGGCAGUGCUGGUAGUGCAGCUGAUACAGUUAUCGCUGCAUCAUCGGCAUCACAGAGUUCCACGUCGCAUCGUAAUAAUUCUCAGUCGACUAGUAGUAGUAGUAGCAAUGAACAUCAAAAUACCGACAGUGAUGAUAACGAUAAUGUUGGGGCUAGUGGUGGUGGCGGUAGUGGUAGUGCAGCACAAGUAACAGACGCUCAAACUGCUGCAUCAGUUGGAUUUGAAGAAAAAUUCCACUACAGACGUCCUAUGUACGCAUGUUUAAGAUAUUGGCAUGGUAAACCGUUGUAUGAUGUACAAUUCAAGCGAUUAGAAAGUGAAGCGCUAGCGCAUAUCGAUGAUGCCAAUCCUCCCUUGUUUCUCCAGUUUCUUUCCCUUUUGGUAAACGAUGCUAUUUUCUUAUUGGAUGAAGCUCUAAGCCUGUUAGCUCAACUUAAACAAACUGAACGUGAAAGAGAUAAAUGCGGUGGAAGACUAUCAUCGUCUUCAGAAGAGGCAUUAUUUGCGCAUACAGGUCGAUUAGCCCGACAUCAUAUUAUGCUUGGAUUGGAUACAAUAGCUGCACUACGUCGAGUAGUAACUCUGUGUUCACAGUUGAUUACACAUCCUGUAUUGGUUGAUCGAGUUGCUUGUAUGCUAAAUUAUUUCCUAACACGACUUGUUGGACCAAAACAACGUGAUCUAACUGUACGCGAUAAAGCUGCCUAUGGUUUUAAACCUGAUAUAAUGGUGUUAGAGAUUUGUGGAAUUUAUCAGACACUAGCAAGAGGAUCUGAUUCUUCAGUGAAAACAGAAACAAAAAUUGAGAAUAAUUUUUCAUCGUCAUCAUCACCGUCUCCAUCUGAAGCAUUUCGUCGAGCUGUAGUCAGUGAUGAAAGAUCAUUUACACCGGAUCUGUUAGAUCAAGCCUGUCGUGUAUUAGACAGAAUUGCUGCACCUAUAGAUUUAUGCAAUAAAUUCAAUGAAGCUGUUCAGUUAAUUAAGGCUGAAAAUGUUAUCAAAACUGAAGAUGAAUUAGAUGUAGACGAUGCACCGGAUGACUAUAUUGAUCCUAUUAUGGGUUAUAUUAUGGAAGAUCCUGUAAAAUUGCCUACAUCUGGACAUAUAGUUGAUCGGAAAACAAUCUACCGUCAUUUAUUAAAUGAUUCAACUGAUCCAUUCAAUCGUCAACCAUUAUCAAUGUCUCAAGUAGAACCACAAGAAAGUCUACGAUCAACUAUUCGUGCAUGGAUUAAUGAACGUAGAGCACAAAAAUUACAGAAUACCACUACUACUCAGGCUGAACAGAAUUAUUCAUGAUUAUAAAUAAAUAAAUAAAUAAAUCUUUAACUUAUAAAACUCUUAAUCUUUUAUUUAUGCAUAUAUAUAUAUAUAUAUACAUACUACAAAAUUAGUAGCAUUACUUUUUUAUGAUAUAUAUAUAUAUAAUCUUUGUGUGAAGUUGUCUGUUUGUUUACUUGUGCGUGUGUGUGUGUGCGCGCACGUGCGUACGUGCUUGCAUGUUUUCUUACUUUAACAUUUUGUGUGAGUAGGUAUGAAUUAAUACUCAGUUUUUAAUAACUUACCUUUACUUUACGCACCUUUGGCGUUUUGCACACUCAUAAAUUCAUCACAAUGAUGAAAUAAUUGAGGGUGAAUAAUAAUAAUAAUAAAGUACACAGCAUUGAUCCAUCAGUGUCUGUGUUGUGUAAGCUAACAUUAGUAACACUAACAAUUAAAAUAGUAAUUGUUUUAAUCGUACAUAUAUGUAUGUGACAGACAAAAGAGUACAACACACACAUGCACGCACGCACACACAGACACACAUACAAAUGAAUGAAAUAUUGUCAACAUCAACAAUGACAACAAAAAUGCCAUAAUAAGAGGAGAUACACACGUCAUUCAAUAGCACAGAAUAAAGAGAGCGAGACAGAAAGAUAUACAAUAAAAUUAUGUAUCUUGUUUUGUUGUAAUAUAAAUUUUUAAGAUUUACAA
This is a messenger RNA of Trichobilharzia szidati, 4404 nucleotides long. Lineage: Eukaryota; Metazoa; Platyhelminthes; Trematoda; Strigeidida; Schistosomatidae. The record is from the annotation of a GenBank genome assembly.